AUGUUUACCCCCGGUCUUGCUCUUGCGGGCCUUGCGGCUCUGGUGCCCGCAGCCCUCGCUACUCCCGGUUGUGACGGGCCCGACGCCCGAGUCCACCCACCGACUGGCGCAGUCGUGGUGGAUGCCAGUGGCAGCUACACCGGCAGCUACAAGACCGUCGGCGCAGGAGUCGCUGCAUUGAGGAAUCAGACAGCAGAGCAGAUCAUUUUCAUUCUGCCGGGCACCUAUCACGAACAAGUGCUUGUUUCCCCUGUGCAGGGACCGCUAGUUUUUCAGGGCUACACUUGCGAUGCAAGCUCAUACGCGGACAACGAGGUGACCAUUACCGCCGGGGUCGCACAGAAGGAUAUUCCCCCUGAAGUCACAGGAGAGACGCGUAACGACCUUACAAGCACUGUUCGAUUGAAGUCGGACAAUGUCAGGGUUUACAACUUGAAUAUUGCCAAUACCGCGGGCAACGUCGGCCAGGCCUUGGCUGUGAACGUCAACGCGACCAACGUUGGCUUCUAUGGAGUCAACUUCACUGGCUACCAGGACACGAUUCUUAGUGACAAGGGUCGUGAGCUAUUCGCCAGCUGCUACAUUAACGGCGCCAUUGACUUCAUAUUUGGCCGCUACGCUCAGUCAUGGUUCGAGGGCUGCGAUAUCGAGUCCAUCGGACCUGGAUACAUCACUGCCAGUGGACGCGAGUCGGACAACAGCUCUGCUAUCUAUGUGUUUAACAAUACCAAAGUCACAGGAACGGCUGGAAAGGGCUCAACAUACCUAGGUCGUCCCUGGCGCCCAUACGCCCGCGUCGUCUGGCAGAACAGCGACCUGAGCGACGCCGUCAACCCUUCCGGUUGGACAGACUGGAAUGGGGACAAUGUCACCGAACACGUAUAUUUCAAGGAGUUCCAAAACACUGGCCUGGGUGCCGAUUUAUCCCAGCGUGUCGCCUACAGUGGCGUUUUGGAGGAGGCCAUCAAGAUCACCGACAUCCUUGGUGAAGGAUAUGAGGAGGAAGGCUGGGUUGAUGCAAGUUACUUGUAG
Diaporthe amygdali is the source of this 1032-nucleotide messenger RNA. RefSeq names its product carbohydrate esterase family 8 protein. Gene Ontology annotation, biological process: cell wall modification. The record is from RefSeq and is a predicted model, not a curated record. Bases 1 to 1032 code for a protein of 343 amino acids. Gene Ontology annotation, molecular function: pectinesterase activity. The transcript is spliced from 2 exons. Lineage: Eukaryota; Fungi; Ascomycota; Sordariomycetes; Diaporthales; Diaporthaceae.